Molecule: messenger RNA, 1272 nt
Organism: Rodentolepis nana
Lineage: Eukaryota; Metazoa; Platyhelminthes; Cestoda; Cyclophyllidea; Hymenolepididae
Source: the annotation of a GenBank genome assembly
AUGAAUUCAUCCUUUUCGCACGCUGGGUCAGAUCGACCGACUUCGAUAGUCGCUGCUGAGCCCUCAGCUCGACCCACUUCGUCGCAUCGAAAUGUUUCUGUCACAGCCGCCUCCGUGGAAAGACAUUUCGUAGGUGGAACAUCUACUUCGGCUAUUCCUCAUCAGCAGCAGCGUCCAGCAGCUUCGGCAGCCCUCUUCGAUUUUGAUGCAGCUGCUGGUAGUGGAAACGGUGGCGGUUCGGACAAUGGUUGUAAAAGUGGUGGUAAUAACAAUGCCGUCUGUUGCAAUGGUGUAGUUAAUCAUCCAGCCUCCGUCUCUGUGACUCCAAUUACUGCUGCAACUGCUGCCCUGCCACCAAAUGGUCCCGAGAGACCUCAACCUACCGGGGCUGGGCAAGAUCCACCCGGUGCGAAUAACUCGAUGGAUCUGGUCAGUCUUUUUGAAUGCCCAGUGUGCAUGGACUUUGCUCUACCGCCGAUUUUACAGUGUCAGAGUGGACACAUCGUGUGCGCCAGCUGUCGUAGCAAACUUUCCUCAUGUCCAACUUGUCGUGGAAAUCUUGAAAAUAUUCGCAACUUGGCAAUGGAGAAGUUGGCAGCUACCAUUCUCUUCCCCUGCAAAUACGCCGUAACUGGGUGCACAGAGACCUUCCAUUACACUGCCAAGGCCGAGCAUGAGGCUAUUUGCGAACACAGACCCUACAGUUGUCCAUGUCCAGGAACUUCGUGCAAAUGGCUUGGCCAAUUGGAUCAAGUAAUGCCACAUUUACUUCAAAGCCACAAGAGUAUCACCACUUUACAAGGCGAGGAUAUUGUGUUUUUGGCAACGGACAUCACACUACCCGGGGCGGUGGAUUGGGUGAUGAUGCAGUCCUGUUUCGGACACUACUUCAUGCUUGUCCUGGAGAAACAGGAACGCGUUUCCUCCUUCUUUGCCCUCGUCCUCCUCAUUGGGACCAAGAAACAGGCCGAUCAAUUCGUCUACAAGCUGGACCUAACUGCAUCGAAAAGACGUCUCACCUGGGAAGCUACUCCCCGAAGUAUCCACGACGGUGUCCAAGCGGCGAUAGAUGCCUCCGAUUGCCUCGUCUUCGAUUCCAAAAUGGCCCAGCUCUUUGCUGACAAUGGAAGUCUAGGCAUUAAUGUGACAAUCUCACGGGCUCGUGGGGGAGGUAGUUCUGGCAACAACAUUGUAGGGGGAAGUAGCUGCAGCGGCGGCGGAACGGCGGCUAGUGGACCUGGUGGCAGUGGAAACUCCACUGUUUGGGCGUGA